AUGUCUGGUCUCCUUCAGAACAUAUUCAAGGGUGAUCCCAACGCUCCAUCGACAGCUCCCUCGAGCGGCGAUGACGCAGAUCCAGACUUUGCAGAGUUUGCCUCCGGGAACCCUGAACCACUACCACCCGUCAUACACCCAGCCUCCGCCUCCACACCCGGAGCCGCAGGAACCCCCCAAUCAGCCACCGGAGGGGCCCUUCCCGCCGCUGCCGAUCAUGCCCGGCCAUAUACAGCAUGGUACCGCAUCUGGGAACGCCAUUCGCGGCAGGACUUCGUGCAAGAAGCAUUUGUGAUCCCCUUUAUCGCCUGCCUGCUCCUGCUGCACGUAUGGGGAAUGGGCAAGAACCGACGCAAAGCCAAGAAAUGGGCGCAGGCGCAUCUGCCCAUCCUGCAGAGCGAGUUUGCCGUCGUCGGCUAUGGCGGCGUGGGUGCGCGGCGGGCGCCGUCGGCGGACAACGUGCAGGCGGAAGGGUUGCCGGCGGCAGCUGCGUCGGCCGACCUUGUCGUGCCGGAGUCGGUGCUGAAGGAGAAGACUGGUACGGAGUUCGCGACGUAUGCGACCGGCAGGCAGAAUGUGGCGUUCCUGGAUGUCUCGAUCAAUUUGUUCCGGUGGUAUAACCCGCUCUACAUGCUUGGAGACUCCGUGAUCAGUAUGUUUCUCGACUCGUGGCCCGUGCCGGUUGAGCGGGUGCAGUGCACGGCGUAUGCGUUUGAUGGGAAGGAGAGAGAUCUUGUUCCCGCGCCAUCGGUUGUGGAAAAGGAACUCAUCGAGCAGCGCACGAAGGGCGCGAAUAACUCGAGUUACGAUGGGUUUGUGUUUGCUGUUGUGCACAAGAAUUGCAUGCGUAGGCUGCGUGAGGAUCGCUACGAUAUCUCCUUGACAUUUACGAAGGACAAUCCGAAAUUGCCUGAGUGGGCGACUGUCAUGAGUGAGAGUGCGGAGAUUACGGAGUUGAUGCUUACGACUGAUCUUAUCAAGGCUAUUGAGGAGGCUGGGGAGGAUUUUGAGUACCUGAUCAUUACAGAUCAGCCGCUGGAUAAGCCUACGAAAAUCGACGAAACCACCCCAGGAAAACGCAUCAACCUCUCCCUCUGCCUCCCGAAAUCCAAUUCCUACUCCUCCACCCUCCCCAUAUUCACCUACUUCCUUCGCCUGACUGACCGUGUCGUGUCCACCGCCCACUUUCGCGCCGAAGUCGUGCGCAAACUUCGCAACACGCGCGACGAAGAGGUUCGCAAGCUGCGCCGCGCCCACGAUGAGGAGAAGAAUGAGGAGCGCAAGGCGCUGGUGGAGAAGACGAAGAAGGAAGAGCGCGAUCGGUUAUUGAGGGGGAUGUCAGCGGAGGAGCAGCGAAAGUAUUUGGAGAAGGAGAGGGAGAGGGAGACGAGGAGGGGAAUGAAGAAAUCGGUGAAGAGGGGGUAG
Molecule: messenger RNA, 1425 nt
Organism: Histoplasma mississippiense
Lineage: Eukaryota; Fungi; Ascomycota; Eurotiomycetes; Onygenales; Ajellomycetaceae
Exons: 3
Coding region: 1-1425 (474 amino acids)
Biological process (GO): endoplasmic reticulum calcium ion homeostasis
Cellular component (GO): endoplasmic reticulum
Molecular function (GO): calcium ion binding
Source: RefSeq, a predicted model, not a curated record